Molecule: messenger RNA, 714 nt
Organism: Sinocyclocheilus rhinocerous
Lineage: Eukaryota; Metazoa; Chordata; Actinopteri; Cypriniformes; Cyprinidae
Product: dachshund homolog 2-like
Exons: 2
Coding region: 190-714 (174 amino acids)
Biological process (GO): regulation of transcription by RNA polymerase II
Cellular component (GO): transcription regulator complex; nucleus
Molecular function (GO): RNA polymerase II cis-regulatory region sequence-specific DNA binding; DNA-binding transcription factor activity, RNA polymerase II-specific
Source: RefSeq, a predicted model, not a curated record
UUGAAUCGCUGAGUGCGAUACACUUCUAUCCAUCUCACUCGCGAAGAAGGUAGUUGCACAUUACCGACUAUCAGCAGUCGCUACCGGAGCCGCAUGAGAAACACCGAGUGAAAGCCGCGAAACAGUACGAGGAGCCAGCAAAGUGUGCUUGACUCAAAAGUACGGAAAGGAGGAAACUUCGCAUAAACUAUGGCCGUAUCAUCAACUCCUCCGGUGCUUUCACCGACCUCCACUACCGGGGGCGCGAGCAGCCUGUUCCGUCCCGACUCUCUGUACUCCAGCCCGGCCGAGUCCCCGCGACUGACCAGCAGCAUGAUCAACUCUUUCAUCACCGGCACCGGCGGCGGCAGCACUAACGGGAACGGGCCCGGCGGUGUCCAUAAUAACGAGUGUAAGAUGGUGGAGGUGCACGGCGUGAAAGUGGCCUCGUUCACCGUGGACGGUCAGGAGCUCAUCUGCCUCCCGCAGGUGUUCGACAUGUUCCUGAAGCACCUGGUCGGCGGACUGCACACCGUCUACACCAAGCUGAAGCGGCUGGAUAUAUGUCCGGUGGUGUGCACGGUGGAGCAGGUGCGGAUCCUGCGCGGACUUGGGGCCAUUCAGCCGGGCGUGAACCGGUGCAAACUCAUCACCCGAAAAGACUUCGAGGCGCUUUAUAACGACUGCACCAAUGCGAGUCAGCUUUUCUUUCUGCCAAACCACCUGCAGUUUUGA